Pocillopora damicornis (cauliflower coral) is the source of this 1711-nucleotide messenger RNA. RefSeq names its product 60S ribosomal export protein NMD3. NCBI's taxonomy places the organism in Eukaryota, Metazoa, Cnidaria, Anthozoa, Scleractinia, Pocilloporidae. Gene Ontology annotation, molecular function: ribosomal large subunit binding. Gene Ontology annotation, biological process: ribosomal large subunit export from nucleus. Gene Ontology annotation, cellular component: cytoplasm; nucleus. The record is from RefSeq and is a predicted model, not a curated record.
GCAACAAUCCAACAUGGAGUAUAUGGACGAAAUCCCUUCUUCCGAAAACCAAACCAGCCUUUGUUGUCAAUGUGGUGUGCUUACUACUCCGAACCCAUCCAACAUGUGCGUUGGGUGCCUACGAACGCAAGUCGACAUCACUGAAGGAAUUCCCAAGCAAAGUAAUUUAUAUUUCUGCAAAGCGUGUGAAAGAUAUCUUCAGCCGCCAAGCCAGUGGACAACAUGUGCAUUAGAAUCAAGAGAACUUCUAGCACUGUGUUUGAAAAAGCUGAAAGGGUUGAAUAAGGUUCGCUUGGUUGAUGCAGGGUUUGUUUGGACAGAGCCUCAUUCUAAAAGAAUCAAAGUGAAAUUAACCAUUCAGAAAGAGGUAGUAAAUUCAACGAUAUUGCAGCAGGUGUUUGUAGUGGAAUUUGUUGUGCAAAAUCAGAUGUGUGAUGCAUGUCAUCGACAGGCUGCUCGGGAUUACUGGAAGGCUGUUGUCCAAGUCAGACAGAAGACAUCACACAAGAAGACAUUCUUCUACCUUGAACAGUUAAUUUUGAAACAUGGAGCCCAUCAGAAUACUGUGAAGGUCAAGCAAGAGUCAGAUGGGGUGGACUUCUUCUAUGCAUCUAGAGCAGAUGCUCGCAAGUUUGUGGAAUUCCUGCAGUCUGUUGUUCCUUGCAGGUACAAAACGUCUGAGAAGCUCAUCUCCCAUGAUGUACACAACAAUACAUACAACUACAAGUACACUUUCUCUGUGGAAAUUGUUCCUGUUUGCAGGGAGGAAGUUGUUUGUUUGCCUUUGAAAGUUUCAAGAUCUCUUGGUAACAUCAGUCAAAAUGUCAUCUGUAACCGAGUCAGCACAAAUUUACAGUUUAUUGAUCCAGCAACAUUACAAACUGCAGAAAUCUCAGCAUCAAACUACUGGCGUCUGCCUUUCAAAAGCCUUUGCACAUAUAAGCAAUUUACUGAGUACAUGGUUCUUCAGAUUGAGCCAGUUGAUUCAAAGAAUUUAUCUUUGUCAACAACCAACCUCAGUCAAAGGCAUGUUUUGGCGGAUGUAUGGGUAGCGCGGAUGCAGGACCUAGGCACGAAUGAUUGUCAGUAUCACUGCCGCACUCAUCUUGGCCAUCUCCUGAAGACUGGGGAUGCUGUUUUGGGAUUUGAUUUCACAACAACAAAUGUAAGCGAUGAGAAUCUUGCCAAGAUGAACCCCGAACGAAUUCCAGAUGUGAUUUUGGUGAAGAAAUCCCACGGUGACAAGAAGAAGCGACGGCGGAGAAGAAACUGGAAAUUAAAGGGUCUUGACAAAGAAAUGGCAGGAAUUGAUCAAGACAGUUUGGAUGGGGAUUACGAUGCUUUCCUUGGUGAUCUGGAGGAAGAUAAGAUCUACCGACAGCAGGUCAACAUUUAUGUCGAUCGUGAUUACAAAGGCGCCUCAGAAGAUGAUGACGAUGACACCCCACGGAUAAGUCUCCAGGAGAUGUUAGAGGACCUGCAUCUUGAGGAAUCCGAUGCAGGGGACCACGGGGCGGAAACGGGCGCCAUGAUGACAGAAUGAUGUACCUGGCUAAAUAUUCAACGGCAAUAUCAAAAGCAGACACUUUUCACAAUGAGACAAGAUGACACCAAUGAAAACGUACUGAAUAAACUUGGUGUCACUUGCACUUUUGAGCUCACGUGUCUUUCACUUUUGAGCUCACGUGUCUUGCACUUUUUAGCCCACGUG